Molecule: messenger RNA, 4197 nt
Organism: Closterium sp. NIES-65
Lineage: Eukaryota; Viridiplantae; Streptophyta; Zygnematophyceae; Desmidiales; Closteriaceae
Source: the annotation of a GenBank genome assembly
AUGCUCGAAGCCAACAGAGGCUCGGACGGAACAUAUCUCCGUCACAGUAAAUAUGGGGUGACGUUUGUCGUCCAACCAGAAGAAAGAUGGAAGAGCGGCGCCACGUGGAGUGAUUCAGUGGUAACGGCCAGCGGGGAUCGGACUGGAUUUAACGCUCAGCAGGGUCAGAUUAAGGAGUAUCGAGGAAGAUGCUGUGCACAACCAGCGGAAGGAGUUUCCAGGCAAAUCGGUUGGACAAGGUAUCGCCACGUGGACUACACCGAGUGGAAUGCUGACGAUGCGUACGCCACGGAGGCGAGCGACGUGGAGGGGGAGGCGAGGGAAGGCCCUGGGGUUGGCGAAGAGCGAGUGCUGCAGCGUCUGGUGGAGAGGCUGGAAAGCACUCCCCUGACCGCAUCCCCGCGCCACGUGUCCAGGGCAGUGCGCAGCGCGGGGGUGCGCCUCUCGCUGGAAAGCACUCCCCUGACCGCCUCCCCGCGCCACGUGUCCAGAGCAGUGCGCAGCGCGGGGGUGCGCCUCUCCGCCCGCCGUGUGGCGUUGGCAGCGCGGCUGCUCGCCAGCAGAGGCAGCUGGCGCAGGGCGCUGCUGCUCGUGCACUGGGCCGCUCGCCGCAACCAAUCACGCGUUGACAGGAAGGUGCUGACGUCGCUCAUCGCUGCACUGGGCUGGCGCUACCCCGAUGCAGUGCUGCAAGCCAUGCGACUCAUGAUGUCGCAACCCUCCACGUGGCCUGACCUCCCAGCCUACAGAGCAGCAGCAGUGGCGCUAGGAAGGGCGGGGUAUUUACAGGAGCUGCUGCAGGUGGGCGGAGAGAGGAUGGGCAUGGGGAAUGUUGAUUCCAGAGCAGAGCAGCUGAUGCAGGAUCUCAGGGAGGGCCCCACCCGCACCAACCGCACUGCACCACUUGAAACAGAUGGCAGAGGCGCUGGCACUGGCGCUGGCGCUGGUGCUGCCAGUGAGGCUAGCAGCACAAGCAGCAGCGGCUCCAAGUCGGGUGCAGCAGGGAGCAGCUGGCUGGCGCCAGACGUGGUGGUGUACAACGCUGUGAGUGCUGCUGCCCCUCGUGAAUCCCAUCCACUGCCCCUGUUCGGGUGCAGGGGGCAGCAGCUGGCUGGCUCCAGAUGUGGUGGUGUGGUGUACAACGCUGUCCUGAAUGCGUGUGGAGCGAAGAGGCAGUGGAAGGGCGUGCAGUGGGUGCUGCAGCAGAUGCGCUGCGCAGUCCUGAAUGCGUGUGGCGCCAAGCGGCAGUGGAAGGGCGUGCAGUGGGUGCUGCAGCAGAUGCGCGGCGAGGGGGUCGCUCCUGAUGCAGCCACGUUUGGGCUGGCCAUCCAAGCCCUGUCGCUGUGCAAUCAGACGCACCUGGCACUGCAGCUGCUCGCUGAUAUGGAGGCUGCUGGCUUCCCUCCCACCGUCCAAACCUACCGAGACCUGGUGCGAGUGCUGGCGGCCGCAGGGAGGGUGGAGGAGGCAGAGGCGGCAGUGAGGGAGAUGCAGGAGCGAGGGAUGGAGGGCAACGCAGGGGUGUUCCACGCCCUCGCCUGUGCUCUCUGCUCCGCUGGGCGGUGGCAGGAUGCUGUUGCUCUGGUGGAAAAGAUUUCUCGGGCAGAGGAUGCGCAGCCGGCAGUGGUGACGUGGACAGGCCUGAUUCGUGCAUGCGAGCGAAGCAACCGAUUGGCCGACGCGGCCCAGGUGUUUCUCAAGAUGCAGAAGCAGGGGUGCACACCCAACAUCACCACGUGCAACAUCAUGAUCACCGUUUUUGCCCGCACGGGCAGGUUUGCUGCUGUGGAGGAAAUUUACGCAGCUGCCCGGUCGGGUGGCAAGCCGAUAAUCACGGGCAGGAAGAGGUGGAUGAGCAAAGGGGAGAGGCAGGAGGCUAGGAUGCAGCGGUUGGUGGCUAAUAACAGGAGCAGGAGGAGGCUGAUACGAGCAGGGAAAUUGGAGAGAGGAGGAAAGGUGGGCGAGGUAGCAUAUGCGGUUGGGGUUGGGGAAGCAGGGGAAGAGGAAAGAGAGGGGAGAACACGAGAGGAGGAAGAAGAGGAAGAGGAGGUGGAGGAGGAGGGCGAAGUGGAGGCCGUUGGGGAGGUGAUGACAAGCGUUGGGGAGAUCAGCAAGGGUGGGGAGAAUGAGGAGCAAAACAGGGAGGAGAGCGGGAAAGAGGAGAGGGACGAGGGCAACGAGGUUGAGAAGGUGUGGUUCGGGAGGAGGCGGGAGGAUCCUCCACUGGUGCCCAAUGGCCACACGUUCGUAGCCAUGCUGGGAGCGUGCGUGCGGUGCCGGCAGUGGCAGGCCGUGAGGCAGGUAGCAAGAGACAUGCAGCGGGCGGGGUGGCCCCUGCAGGUGCGGCAGCACGGGUGGGUGGUGGACGCGCUUCUCAAGGGCAAACAGGCAGUCAUUGCUGACGAGCUGCUGCUUGCCAUGCGCGGUGGGUCGCAGUCACAUGUGGACCCACACCUCGAUAGGGUGACAGCUGAGGGGGCUUCUGGGCUUGCUAACAACCAGCAGGACCCCGGUUGUGCAAUGAGUGAGGAUUCAGGAGGUGUGGGCAGGGAGGGGAGUCAACGCAUGGUUGAGAGUGUGGGUGGGGAUGAGAGUCCUUCUGGGGCAGUGGCAUCGGUGAGCGGCGGUCUGACGGGGGCAGGGGUGGAGGAGACUGUGAGAGUGAUGGACGCCUGGGGGAGGGCUGUGGAGGGGAGAGGUUUGGAGGGGAUGGGUUUGGAAGGCGGGAUGGUAAACGGGGAGGUGGUAAGUGGAGGAGGCAGAUCUGGGAUUGCCGCAGGUGCUGAUUCAGCAGUUGUGGAGUCAGGGUUUUCUGAGUCAUCAGGCGUUGAAUCAGCCAGGUUACAGGGAGAGCCAACAGAGAGGGAUUCUGUUGGUGCUGCUGCUGCUGUUGCAAGUGGUGUUGCUAAUGCUGCUGGUGCUAGUGGUGAUGCUGGUGCUUCUGGUGGUGCUGCAUCUCCUGCUUCCCUUGAAGCCUACCCUGCAUCCUCUCCUGCGGUGGACCCUGGUGUGCUGGCCGACCUUGUAAGGGGGCUGCUUAUAGGGGGGAAGACGGAGGAGGUUCGAGUGGCGUUGCGAUUGGUCGACCGGAUGGAGAAGGAAGGGUGGGUGGCAGACGCCGGCAUAUACACCAGCCUGCUGCACCGGACCGUCAGGCUGGGGAUGGGAGCUGAGGCUCGGGAGGUGCUGGCUCGGGCCGAGGCAGCAGGUGUGAAGGUUGACGCUCGUCCCAUCCCCGUCGCCAACCUACCGCUGCACGCGGCGCACUGCGAGACGCGCUUCGUGCGCUGUGACGGGUGCGAUGAGAUGGUGGCCUCUGCCGCCAUGGACCAACAUAUUGCAGCCGUGCACGCCCCUGCGCCCUGCUCCCUGUGUGGAGAGCCCAUGGAGCGGCGGCUACUGCCAGAGCACGAGUCGUCAGCAUGCCCCCUGCGCUCCCUGAUAUGCCCCUACUGUGACCUCCCUGUCACCGCCAUGGACCUCCAAUCUCACGCUGACGUGUGUGGCAGCCGUACAGACCCGUGUGACAUCUGCAGCAAGUACGUGCGAAAGAGAGAGCAAGCAGACCACCACCAGCAGCACCUCUUGCAACCAUCACUCCAUGCUGCCACUCCCAGAACCAGCAGAGAUGCUGCCGGCACUGGUUUAUCUCACCGCACUCGAGAGGCUCGCAAUGUUCCGAAUGGUGGUGGUGCUAGUGGUGAUAGUGGUGGUGGUGGUGGGGGGUCUGGGGGGAUAGGAAGCAGGUACAGUAAAUUUCUUUCGUCUCUCAAUCUUGUUCUUUCUCCCCUCUCUCUCCGCCAAUCAACGGUCCCCAGGGUGCUCGAAAAGCUGCAGUCGUUUGGUGUGGCUGGCGUCCUCUCUUAUGGCCUCUUCAAUACAGUCUACUACAUUUUCGCCUUCCUCUUCGUAUUUCUCUACUCUCUGCGUGGCCCCAUCCCCUCGAGGCUUGGGCUUCGCAGCAGCAGCAAAGAAGUGAGUGCCUUGCCUAGCAGCCGAACAACAGGGCUGGGAAUAAUCGAGGUCGUGCAAGGGUGUAACGACGACUAUGGUGGGGAGAGAGCAAGGGAUUGUUUAGACGAUGACGAGCAGUCACAGUGCGGGGUAGGUAGUGUGUGGGUUAACGUCUUUCUCAAGGUCUUUGCAGUGGUGUGGGCGGGCAAUCAGGUCACCAAUCUCAUCCGUAGUCUAUCUUGA